Manis javanica (Malayan pangolin) is the source of this 2684-nucleotide messenger RNA. RefSeq lists its product as uncharacterized. Lineage: Eukaryota; Metazoa; Chordata; Mammalia; Pholidota; Manidae. Gene Ontology annotation, biological process: virion assembly. Gene Ontology annotation, molecular function: zinc ion binding; nucleic acid binding. The record is from RefSeq and is a predicted model, not a curated record.
UUCUGAAAGACCCCCUGAGAGAUCCCUCACACCCACACUCGCAGUAACGCCAUUUCGUCCCCCAGCUAGCAAGGACAAGAUAUUCUCAACACCAGGCCAGGCCCUACCCCGGGAAGAGGGCCAAACAGGAUAUCGGCGGUUAAGCACCUGGACCCGUUUCCAGGAACAGAAACCAGCUACAUCCUAGAUAAACAGACCCUUACCGCCCUCCCGAGUUCUCGGAAAGUCCCCUCUGAGCUCAAACCCUGUAUUGUUUAAACCAUCCAAUGAAACCCCUGUAACCAUGCUUCUCGCUUCUGUACCCGCGCUUUUAGCUACCCUAUAAAAACUCCCUGCUUCCUAGCUGGGGGGAGUCUUCCUCGAGACUCCGCCGUCCCAGGUACCUGUGUGACUGAAUAAAAAUCCCUCUUGCUGAUUGCAACCGGAACGUGAGCUCGCUGAUCCUUGGGAGGGUCUCCUCAGAUAAAGACACCACACUAAGUGAGGUCUUUCAUUUGGGGGCUCGUCCGGGAUCGAGACUCCUACCCAGGGACCACCGACCCCUCACCGGGAGGUAAGCUGGCCAGCAUCUGUGUCGUGUGUUUAGUUGUCUCCGCCUCGUUUUCGUGUUCGCGCUCGCCUCUUAGUCUCUGUAGGUUGUCAGCUGACCAGGUAUCUGUAUCUGGCGGUUCCGUGGAGGAGCUGACGAGCUCGUACUCCCGGCCGCAGCCCUGGGAGACGUCCCAAGGGCAUCUGGGGUCCGAUCCGGGGCCCAAUCAGCCAGUGUCUAAGACACAGUCUGUGUCAGACCGAUAGGUUUUGUCCUAGUCUGACAGAUCCGAAUUUUUCUUAGAGCGAGAAAGUUCCGGACUCUCAAACCUUACUUUCUCUUUGGCACCUCGCCCGCGCUGCGAUAUUUCAGUGUUAUUAUAUUGUCUCCUAACCCCUUGUCUAAGUUUCAUUGUUUCCAUUCCUAUUUUUGUAAACCAAGAGUAUGGGUCAAUCCAUAACCACCCCCCUGACUUUAACCUUACAGAAUUGGCGAGAUGUCCAAAAUACCGCAAACAACCUGUCAGUGGACAUUCGAAGAAAAAGAUGGGCUACUCUCUGUUCAUCCGAAUGGCCUACGUUUAGCGUAGGCUGGCCCAGAGACGGUACAUUUGACCAAAAAAUUAUCUUACAGGUGAAAGCCAAAGUGAUGAACCCCGGCCCUUCCGGGCACCCGGAUCAGGUCGCGUACGUCAUCACUUGGGAAGCACUAGUCUCAGACCCUCUGCCUUGGGUCAGACCCUUCAUCCUACCUAAACCCCCUCUUCCCCCGUCCGCUCCGCCACUUUCCCCCCCCCUCCUCCCAACCCCAGCGAGGCCUCCGUCCCGCUCCUCCUUAUUCCCAGCCCAAACCGAUCCUCGAAAACCGAAACUUUCUUCACAGGUCCUGCCCCCGGAAGAAAACCUAUUAGUAGACCUCCUCAGUGAAGAACCCCCCCCAUACCCCGAGCCAAAUCCCCCGCCCCCGGUGGCUGACUCAACCGAUGAGAGACCAGCCGAGGCAGCGCCAGCAGCACCAUCCCCCAUGGCGGGCCGAUUGCGGGGGCGGCGGUCCCCCAUGGCAGCCCGUCUAGGGGGCCGAGGAGACCAGCCGCUGACGGCAGACUCUACGGUCUCACAGACCCUCCCGCUCCGAGUAGGAGGAACCGGUCAGCUCCAAUAUUGGCCGUUCUCGUCCUCCGACCUCUAUAAUUGGAAAAAUAAUAACCCUUCCUUUUCCGACGACCCAAUCAGACUCACUGCCCUGAUUGAGUCCGUCCUAGUUACCCAUCAGCCGACCUGGGACGACUGCCAGCAGUUACUCCAGGCCUUGUUGACCUCGGACGAGAGGCAAAGAGUCCUCCUAGAGGCUCGGAAAGCAGUCCGAGGGCCAGAUGGGCGUCUCACCCAAUUACCAAACGAGGUCGACUCAGCCUUUCCCCUUGACCGACCCACCUGGGAUUACACCACGCAAGAAGGUAGGAAUCACCUAACUCUCUAUCGCCAGUUGCUUAUAGCGGGUCUCCAAGGGGCUGGCCGACGCCCCACUAAUCUAGCUAAAGUAAAGCAAGUCUUGCAAGAAUCAGGAGAAGCUCCCUCUGCCUUCCUAGAGCGGCUCAAAGAAGCUUAUCGCAGGUAUACCCCCUAUGACCCUGAAGAUCCAGGGCAAGAAACUAGUGUGUCCAUGUCUUUUAUCUGGCAAUCUGCUCCUGAUAUUAGACGCAAGCUCGAGCGCUUAGAAGACUUAAGGGAAAGUAAGCUUGCAGACUUACUGAAAGAGGCAGAGAAAAUCUUUAAUAAAAGAGAAACCCCAGAAGAGAGAGAAGAUCGGUUUAGGAGAGAGGCAGAAGAAAGAGAUAAUCGGCUAAGAAAAGAAGCCGAAGAGAGAGAGAGAGAAAGAGACAAGAGAAGGCAUAGAGAAAUGAGCAAACUCCUGACCACCGUAGUGUCAGGACAGGCACAGGACAGACAGGGGGGAGACCCAAGGAGGCCCGGACCCCGAGUAGAGAAAGACCAAUGCGCGUACUGUAAAGAAAAAGGACAUUGGGUUAAAGAUUGUCCCAAAAGACCCAAGGGGCCCCGGAAGCCGAAGCCCCAGACCCCCCUCCUGACAUUAGACGACUAGGGAGGCCCGGGUCAGGAGCCUCCCCCUGAACCCAGGGUAACCUUUAACGUCG